Durusdinium trenchii is the source of this 1175-nucleotide messenger RNA. NCBI's taxonomy places the organism in Eukaryota, Dinophyceae, Suessiales, Symbiodiniaceae. The record is from the annotation of a GenBank genome assembly.
AUGCCACAGGUGAUUUGGCACUUGAUCGAUGAGUGUCAGGGCGAAUACUCGUGGUAUCAGCAUCUCAUGGAGGACUUGCAAUGGCUUUGCACUCAGAAUCCCAGUUAUGACUGGCCAGAAGCGGGAGUAGACCUGCAGGGUUGGUGCCUCUUUAUCGGUCAGUGUGCCGAGUGGAAUACACUCGUGAGCAAGGCUGCCAAAGCAUGGUUGAGAUUUCAGAUUCGAAAUGCUACUCACCAGUUGUGGGAACGGGAGCUGCAUAGGCUAAUUGCGCACCUUCGCACAGCCUGUCAAUGCAUAGCCAAGUUGCGAGCUUGCUUCCCGCCUAUGACAGAAGAAGAAGUUCAGCAGAAGGAGCUUGAAGAUGUGGAAUUUUGUCAGAAGCAGAGAGCUCUCGGACUGCAUGUAAGGAAGGCCAUCCUGCCAGCAUGUAAAGUGCCGUCCGCUCUCCUGCCUGAGGUGGGUUCAGUUGAUGCGGCAGAUAUGCUGGCUCGCAAGGUUCAUGAGGACGAAAUUGAUGAGCCGUGGCUGCGGGUCAGUGGACAUUUUGCAGGUAGUGGCGAGCGAAAUGAAGUCGGAGGGCUACCUGAAGGCGGCUUUGUCUUCCAGGCAGCAGGAGGGCCCAUUGAAGGAGACCUCAAUCGCUUCUGUCCGAAUUCGUUGAUUGGACUUGAUGUUUACCUGUUGACGGAGGCAGUGGUCUUUGUGCACCUUUUUGCUGGCCACAGGAGGCAUCAGGAUUUGCAUUGGCAAAUUGAGAAUCAGACCUUUGUGGCUAGUCGAUGUGUGUAUUGCAUUAGCAUUGACCUUUGUCUGCAGGGCGAGUUGGGAAACCUUAUUGGCAAGCACCCCAUCGCCUUUUGGGUCGAUCAGAUUCGUAAGAGGAGAAUCAUUGGAGUUGGAGGAGGCCCUCCAUGCGAGACAUGGACAGCCGCCCGUUGGAUGCCAGGAGGUCCUAAGCCACUUCGUGACCAAGCUAGGCCAUGGGGAUUACCCUUUUUAAGCCGAAAGCAAGACCGCCAGGUCAGCAUAGGCACGGAGCUGCUGCACACGAUAGUCCAGCUCAUGUGGGAAGCCGCCAUCAUGGGGGGUUGUGCAUGGCUGGAGCAUCCGCAAGUUGCAGUAUGGGCCGGACAGAAGCCAAUUCCAUCGAUCUGGAGGCUGCGAGCCUUGAG